AUGAAGAAGUGCAAAGUAUAAUUAAUCAGCAAAGUGGGGAAGCAGAAAUAUGUGGACCUCAAUAUGCUGUCAGAUUCUGAAAGUUCCCAGCACCUGGAACUUCAUGAACCACCAAAAGCUGUGGAUAAAGCAAAAUCCCCAGGGGUUGAUCCCAAGCAGUUGGCUGCAGAACUCCAGAAAGUUUCGCUACAGCAGUCACCACUUGUUCUGUCAUCAGUCGUUGACAAAGGAUCUCAUGGCCACUCGGGUCCUACGUCCGCUGGAUCCAGCUCUGUUCCCAGCCCUGGACAACCAGGGUCACCCUCGGUGAGCAAAAAGAAACACAGCAGCAGCAAGCCUACUGAUGCAACAAAGGUAGUCUCUCAUCCAAUUACAGGGGAAAUUCAGCUUCAAAUCAACUAUGAUCUUGGAAAUCUCAUAAUACAUAUCCUCCAAGCAAGAAACCUGGUCCCUCGAGACAACAAUGGUUAUUCUGACCCUUUUGUUAAAGUGUACCUUCUUCCAGGGCGAGGCGCUGAGUACAAGAGAAGGACUAAAUAUGUUCAGAAGAGUCUUAAUCCUGAGUGGAAUCAAACAGUAAUUUAUAAAAGUAUCUCCAUGGAACAGCUCAAGAAGAAAACACUGGAAGUGACAGUCUGGGAUUACGAUAGAUUUUCUUCCAAUGACUUUCUUGGUGAGGUAUUGAUUGAUUUAUCUAGCACAUCUCACCUCGAUAACACUCCUAGGUGGUAUCCUCUCAAAGAACAGACUGAAAGCAUUGAUCAUGGCAAGUCCCAUUCCAGUCAGAGCAGCCAGCAAUCCCCAAAGACUUCCGUCAUCAAAAGCAGAAGCCAUGGUAUCUUUCCUGACCCAUCCAAGGACAUGCAGGUUCCCACCAUUGAGAAAUCCCACAGUAGCCCUGGUAGCUCGAAAUCAUCAUCGGAAGGCCAUCUUCGCUCUCAUGGACCAUCUCGCAGUCAAAGCAAAACCAGCGUCACGCAGACGCACCUGGAAGAUGCUGGGGCCGCCAUAGCAGCGGCUGAAGCUGCCGUGCAACAACUUCGCCUUCAACCAAGUAAAAGACGCAAAUAAAUUCCUCAGCAUGGCAGCUUAAUGUUCAUCUGUUGCCUUUCUUUCCUGCUGUCCUUCCCUGUUUGCUUUGUGUUUUUUUUGCAUCCCCUGCUCACUCUGUUCUCUGUCCCUGUGUCUGUGUAAAGAGUACCAGUACAUAAAUAUGCUCCUUCCUAUUUAGAUUUUUUUUUUUUUAAUUUACAUAGACGGCAAUAAAACUGGCUGUUUCUCCUUUGUUUCCACCAUUCCAUCCAACCUGCUCAUAGUAUUUGGUAGCUGUGUCUGUGAUGUUUGCAGGCAAAGCAAUGUUGUGCGUCCAUUUUGUUGAGCUUAAAUAUCCUUUAGAAUAUAGGAAUUAAAAGCACAAUGGCUGCCAGUGUUCCAGGCAUUACACCAAAAUGACACACGCAAACAUUAACAGCAGAUUAGCAAUGAGAUUCCAGCAUCUGGAAACCCACAAAAGUCUUAUAGACAGACAACUGAUGCAAUCCACAGUCAAAUUCUAGAACCUAGAGGAAAAAGCCAUUUUGAGCCUAUGCUUAAAAACACUAAUAAAUAAUGCAUGCAAAGUGUUGUAGCUUUCCAUGUGCAAAACAUUUUAAUCUUUUGAAAAUCCGUGAAGAGAAUCAUGUUUCUUAUAUUCUUAAAAAAUAUAUAAAAACCCAUAAUAAAUGUAUGUGAGAUACAUGAGAUAAGGCAAUGUAACCUCAUUCAGGAGCACAACUGGGUCCAUUCUGAUGGAUCAUACUUUGUAUGUUAUAACAGAGCAUUUAUAGAUUUUUUUGUUUUAAUCCUAACCAUUGAAGAUCCCUUGAAAAUCAAGAUGUGCUAUGUCUAGUAGCUGUAAAUCAAUGAAAGCAUAAGAAUUGCUCAUUAUUAACUGCUGUAGUUUCAUUUAAUUUAUAAAAAUUUAGUCACUUGAUGUGUAAAACUUAACGAAGGCAGAGAUUUCACAAACCAUAGGUGCACUGCCUUUUCCAGGAGGCGUUAGACAGACAGUGGAGAUAGAGUGCUGUUCUCCCCAUCUGCGUAGUCAUCAUUUCCAAAGAAACAGCCAGUUUUAACCCCCCUUAGUGCUGUGCAUGUGGUGUCAUUUUGGCAUUUGAAAACACAACUUAAAUAGAGCAAAAGAACACUUCUGUUUGCAUGUUAACAUUCAAGCUGAUUCCAUCUGAGGAUACAUACUCUGGGUUUCCAUUUCACCCACACUGCCACAGCAGCACAUAAAAGCGGUCAGUCUAAUCAUGCCAGGAAGCAGCACAGACACAGCAUAGCAGGAGUCCUCCCCAUUCAAAGAACUCAGUCUGAUAAUCUGCCUCCACCAGCCAAUGGCAACCAAGACCCAAGCCAGCUAGCCCUCAGGAAGGUGAUGUCUGAUGGACCAGUCAAGCCAGAAGGAGGUGAGCAGAAAGGCGCUGUUCAAAGCACACAGCAAGAACAUCCCCCCAUUUAAAACCCUCAUCUUUUAAUUUUUAGAGAUUUUCUGAUAAAACAUGUUGAUCCACUUUUUAGAUGUGCUUUUGUGGGCAUGGCAUUUCAAGAUAUCAUCAUCACUGUGUAAGUCCCCAGAUCAGUCCCAUAAAAUAUUGACGACAGUGAUUUGUACUUUUCUAUGCAUUGGGCAUCUUUUGACUUUUGUUGGGAAAUAGAUGAACAGUAUUCAUGUUGCGGAAUGGAAUGCAUGCUACUAACCUAAUCUGUUCAAGCAUGACUACAUGACUAUAAAUAUGUUGCAUUGUGAUAAAAGUUUAAACUGCUCACAAUUUGAGUUAGCAUACCAGUUGGAAUGUAGAUCAGUUUUUGUUGCGUAUUAUUUCAAGUGUAACUUUUUAAAAAUUCAGUGGAUUUUGGAAAUUCAUAGAGGACAGUAAAGGAAAAAUUGUUAAUGCACUCACUCACCUUUACAUAGUGAAGGUUCUCUCUCUAUCCUACAAGCAGACAUUUUCCACUGGUGUUUCCAUAGCUGUUAAGUGUAUCAGAUGUGUUGGGCAUGUGAAUAUCCAAGUGCCUGUGUAAUAAAUAAAGUAUCUUUAUUUCAUUCAUAAACUGUUGGGUUCUGAGCCAUUGUUAUAUGAUGCAGCUUAAAAUGAGUGUGUCAGUUUUUGUUUUCUCAUUUGAUUCUUUGUAAUAUAGAGUAUUUGUAGUUACUGCUCCAUUGCUAGUGAGAGUUGUAAUGUUAGAUACAUUUGAGAGUAGAACAAAGUUGCAUGUCCUAAACAUUAGAAGAUGGAAAAUUAUUAGCAAAU
This is a messenger RNA of Loxodonta africana (African savanna elephant), 3296 nucleotides long. Its product is annotated as protein piccolo. Gene Ontology annotation, molecular function: structural constituent of presynaptic active zone. The record is from RefSeq and is a predicted model, not a curated record. The transcript has 9 exons. Gene Ontology annotation, cellular component: GABA-ergic synapse; glutamatergic synapse; membrane. Gene Ontology annotation, biological process: protein localization to synapse; presynaptic active zone assembly. Lineage: Eukaryota; Metazoa; Chordata; Mammalia; Proboscidea; Elephantidae.